GGUAAAUACGACGUGAUGACGCCAUAUCAGGGGGCAGGUCAAAUUGCUGUAGUUCAGUUCUUCUCUUCCUUGUUCGGCUGCUUAUUACAUCCACCGGCCGACGUCAAAGAAGCAAGCAGAAUGUCCCAUCAGACAGGCAUUCAAGCAACACGGGAAGUAAGAGAUGUCUUUGCCAAGGCGCGGAACGGAGACUACCGCCUGAUAAAGAUCGACAUUCAGAAUGAGCAGUUAGUGUUGGGCGGCACCAAGAAGGCCUCGAAGAAAUGGGACCAGGAGUACGACGCGUACGUGAUGCCCCUGCUUCAGGACGACAUGCCCUCCUACCUCCUCUACCGGCUGGACUCCACCAACAACCAGGGCUACGAGUGGAUCUUCCUGGCCUGGUCACCUGACCCCUCUCCAGUCCGACAGAAGAUGCUGUAUGCUGCCACGCGAGCGACAGUGAAAAAGGAGUUUGGUGGUGGACAUAUCAAAGAUGAAGUAUUUGGCACGGCGAGGGACGAUGUGUCGCUGAGCGGGUACAAGAAGUACCUGGUCUCCCAGGCAGCCCCUCAGCCCCUGACAGCAGCGGAGGAGGAGCUUAGACAGAUCAAACUCGGCGAGGUGCAAACGGACGUGAGUACGGAGACCAAGCACCAGACGCUCCAGGGCAUCUCCUUUCCCAUGCAGAGAGACGCCAUCCAGGCCAUGGAGCAGUUCAAAGCCAAGAAGGUCAACUACGUCCAGCUAGAAAUCGACUUCCCGAAAGAGUCCAUUAAGCUGUCCAGCACUGCACCUACCGAUAUCAAAGAUCUGCCCAAGAGGAUCCCCAAGGAUGCGGCGAGAUAUCACUUCUUCCUGUACAAACACUCGCAUGAAGGAGAUUACCUGGAGUCUACAGUCUUUAUUUACUCAAUGCCGGGCUACAAGUGCAGUAUCCGUGAGAGGAUGUUGUACUCCAGCUGCAAAAACCCUUUGGUAGAAACGGUGGAAAAAAAUCUGCGCAUUGAAAUAGCUAAAAAGCUGGAGAUUGAUAAUGGCGACGAGCUGACGGCUGAGUUCCUGUACGAGGAGGUUCACCCCAAACAGCACGCCCACAAGCAGGCGUUCGCCAAGCCCAAGGGGCCUGCGGGGAAGAAGGGCGGCCGCCGCAUCACACGGGCGCCAGGCGACGGAGACGACGAUUAACCCCCAUCCAGCCCUAACACCCCCUCCCAUCCCUUCAGUCCUCAGUGGAACAUUCCAGAUCCCCUGUAACCCACCAAAGGGGUCCCUUUACUUAAUAGGACUCUUCCGUGAAACCCUAUUAUAUAGACCACAAGCCUGUAGAUUGAACUAUGCACACAGAUAUUACCACACGAAGCUAUAACAUAUAUGGGAAACUUGACUAGUGAGUUGACUAGUGUCGAUCACAACCGCUCACAGGGCACAGCGGGUAGAGCACGGAGUAAGAUACUGAGGAAUGGAAACGCUAACUAAGCAUCUUGGUGCAUUGAAAUAGAAGCCAUUUUUCUUAGAAAAUAUCACACUACUAAUGUUAUGAUGAUGAUGUUAUGUUGUUUUUGUAGGCAUGGAGAGGUAAACUACACAUGCAAUGCUCCACUUAAGGUCCACUCAAGGUUCUUGGGUUUCAGCGUUUCGUUUGGGAGAUUUAUUGAUUAGCUCACCCUCCACCCCCCCACCCCUUAUCCCCUUGAUCAGGUAGAAAACCAUUGUGCCUGGUGUUCCAGUUGAGCAUAAGCAGUUGAUUACUUCAGGACCUAAACAAAUCAGCCGAGUUAAUCAAUAAAGCACCAGGAAGCAAUCCCAGUGGCAUCUGAGCUGUGUUGACCCUCAGGGGCCAGGUGUUGGGUGGGGUCAGUCAUGUGAAAGACCAUAAUGACCAAAAAGGUCAAGGGUCAAUCUUGUUUCUGUUUUGUCUGUCUGUUUGUUUCUUUCUAUAAAAGGGCUGCACUAUGAAGCAAGGUAACUGGCUAGCCCGGAUAACCUUGGUAGUAACCGCUGAUCAUUUAAAGAACACUGCACUGGCCAGAUAUUGUUUCUACAGUGGCGUGUUGUUUGAAGAUCAGCAGUUAUUCCCAUUCAGCCAGUUACCUUGCUUCGUAGUAUAGCCCUCAAGAGCAUUCUGAAUAAGUAGAAGAGUUUUCUCUUGUUUUUAAUCGUUCCUUUAGUGCUGUAUACUCUAUGUCUUACUAAGUCAUGUGCGAGUUUUCCAGUGCUGAGCCAUUUGUUUUUAACAAAACAACCUUUGUACAGAUGAAGCAGUCUGUCUAAAAUAUUUGGUACGCUAAUGCUCGUUGUGUUCUUUUUGUUUGUUUUUUCCCUUGACUUUGUGUUUUGUUGUUGUUGUUGUUUAUCUAUUUCUACAGCUAAAAAUCUAUACUGCUGAGA
Alosa sapidissima (American shad) is the source of this 2370-nucleotide messenger RNA. RefSeq names its product twinfilin actin-binding protein 1b (gene twf1b). The coding region runs from base 16 to 1167 and encodes 383 amino acids. NCBI's taxonomy places the organism in Eukaryota, Metazoa, Chordata, Actinopteri, Clupeiformes, Clupeidae. The record is from RefSeq and is a predicted model, not a curated record. Gene Ontology annotation, cellular component: cytoplasm; myofibril; actin filament. Gene Ontology annotation, biological process: regulation of lamellipodium assembly; barbed-end actin filament capping; actin filament depolymerization. Gene Ontology annotation, molecular function: actin filament binding; actin monomer binding. The transcript is spliced from 9 exons.